Molecule: messenger RNA, 2806 nt
Organism: Durio zibethinus
Lineage: Eukaryota; Viridiplantae; Streptophyta; Magnoliopsida; Malvales; Malvaceae
Source: RefSeq, a predicted model, not a curated record
AGUCAAAGCCACAAACUUCCCAAAAAAAAAAAAAGACAGCUGUAACCAAAGACUUGGAAAAGUUUCACUCUCCAAGAAAACCCGAAGAAAGAGAUUAAGCUUGCAAACUUGUAACAAAAGGCUGCAACUUAGGGAUCUACCCAAAGCUCCAAAUUUUAAGCUGCUUUGUAUUUUGACGUCGGUUGAUGGAUAUGUGCAUCUGGUCUUAUGUUUUUGUUGCGAUUUGAAGUGUUCCCUUCCUUUGAUGCUUGUUUCAAAAGAUUGCGUCUUUGGAAACUGUGGGUUUUUUAGAUUUUUUCUUGCUUUGGUCUUAGAUUUUUAGAUUAAAUUUGAUCUGUUUCGUUGUUCUUUGUGAUUUUUAUGUCCUUUCCUUUGAUGGGUACUCUUUGAAGUUUCCAUUUUUAUGAAUUUAUUGAUUCAAUAGCUUGAACUUCUGAUCCAGGCAAGUAUCAGUGUUGGAUUUUUCAAUCUGAUGGGUUGUGUUUAAUUGGGGUUUACAAGGCAGUUUAAGCAGUUUGGGGGUUCAAUUCUUUGUGUUUGAAUAUAGAGAGUUUGAGUUGCAGAAACAGGUGUUGGCUGAGUUUCUUUUUGAGUUGUUGUGGUUUUGCUUAUGCCCAUGGGGGAUUGUGAAUCUGUGGCUCCACAAUUAGAAGGAGAGGAAAAUUUAAUUGCUGCGGCCAAACAUAUAGUGAAAGCACUGGGUUCUAAUAAAAUCCUUACAAAAGAUGUGAAGAAAAUCUUGGCAGAUCUUGGUAGCCAAUUAUCUAGCAUGGCUACAAUUGAGGAUAACAUUGUUGAGGAUGGUAAAAUUGGGAUCGAAGAGCAGUUGAGUUUUGUUCAGGAAAAGAUUAUGAUUUGGGAGGCAGAUGAGUCUAUGAUUUGGGAUUCAGGUCCAGAUGAAGCUGUCAAAUAUCUGAAUGCUGUAGAUGAAGCUCGAAAGUUGACUGAGAGAUUAGAAAAUCAGUGUUUAAAUAGUGAAGAAGACAAAGGGUUUUUACGUAGGGCUCAUGAUGUUCUUCAGAUAGCAAUGCAAAGGCUUGAGGAAGAGUUUAAGCACAUGCUGGCUCAGCAUAGGCAACCCUUUGAGCCUGAGCAUAUGUCUUUUCGUUCGAGUGAGGAUGAUGCUGUCGAUGAGGGCUCAAUAGUUUCUUUUGGAGAUGACUCUAUUGAGGAGUCAACCCUUAGAGAUAGCAUCAGCAGAAACUCAGAGGAGUAUAUCAUUGAUUUGGUUCAUCCAGAUGUGAUUCCUGACCUCAAAUGCAUUGCCAAUUUGAUGUUUUUGUCAAAUUAUGAUCAUGAGUGUUGCCAGGCCUACGUCAUUGUUCGAAAGGAUGCAUUGGAUGAGUGCCUCUUCAAUCUUGAAAUGGAGAAAUUGAGCAUUGAAGACGUGCUCAAGAUGGAGUGGCAUACCGUGAAUUCCAAAAUGAAGAGAUGGGUGAGAGCUAUGAAGGUCUUUGUGCGGCCCUAUCUUUCCAGCGAGAAGUGGCUCUGCGACCAGAUUUUUGCAGAGGUUGGAUCAGUUAAUUUGGUAUGUUUUGUUGAGGCGGCAAAGUCUUCAAUGCUGCAGCUUCUGAACUUUGCUGAGGCCAUCUCAAUCAGCCCUCAUCAACCAGAAAAGCUAGUACGAAUUCUAGACAUGUAUGAGGUGCUUGCAGAUCAUCUUCCUGACAUUGAUGCUUUGUUUUUGGAUGAAGCUGGUUCUUCUGUUAGGAUUGAGUAUCAUGAGGUUUUAAAGAGAUUGGGUGAUUCUGUAAGGGCAACAUUUCUUGAAUUUGAGAAUGCCAUUGCAUCAAACACAUCAACAAGCCCUUUUGCAGGAGGGGGAAUUCACCAUCUGACCAGAUAUGUUAUGAAUUACAUUCGACUUCUUGCAGACUAUGACGAUACCCUGAAUUUACUCCUCAAGCACAAGGAUGGAGCAGCUGCUACCCCAGUCUCCUCCGACAUAAGUCCAGCCACAGAGGAGGAAAGCAUGAGUAAAGAUUUCUCGGGCAGUUGUUCCCCAGUGGCACUCCACCUCCAAUCACUCACUUCUAUUCUGGAAGCCAACCUCUAUGAGAAAUCCAAAUUAUAUAGGGAUGCUUCCUUGCAACACUUCUUUUUGAUGAACAAUAUACAUUACAUGGCUCAAAAGGUUAAAAAUUCAGAACUCAGGCUCCUAUUUGGAGAUAAGUGGAUUCGAAAGCACAACUGGAAAUUCCAACAGCACGCAAUGGAUUAUGAGAGAGCUACUUGGAGUACAAUUCUCUCUUUAUUGAAGGAUGAGAGCAAUUCCAGCACAAGUUCUAUCUCAAAGACACUUCUCAAGGAGAGAUUACGGAGUUUUUAUGUUGCUUUUGAAGAGGUUUAUAAAACACAGACGGCAUGGCUUAUCCCAGAUGUUCAGCUUCGAGAAGAUUUACGAAUUUCAACAUCCCUGAAAGUGAUCCAGGCAUAUCGGACGUUUGUUGGAAGACAAAUGCACCACAUUGGUGAGAAACACAUCAAGUACAAUGCUGAAGAUCUGCAGGAUUACUUGUUAGACCUCUUUGAUGGAUCCCAAAAAUCGUUGCAUAAUCCCCAUAAGAGGUGAAAUUAUGAUAGCAAAGUAGGUACAUACACGUCUGUAUCUUUUAAUGAUGAAAGGCUUCUGUUUUGUUUGUAGCUUUUUACUUUGAUCAAUAAACAGGUGGAUUAAGACAAUCCCCACCUGUUAAAAGUUUCUCUCUCAGUUAGCUUCCAAAUAUUGAACUGAUUGAAGCGAAAAUGAUGAAGUAUUUGUAAUGUCAUUCUUGUAAUGAUAAAAUUAAAUUGGAGUCUGGAAUUA